Messenger RNA from Drosophila takahashii, 867 nucleotides. RefSeq names its product fibroleukin-like. The record is from RefSeq and is a predicted model, not a curated record. NCBI's taxonomy places the organism in Eukaryota, Metazoa, Arthropoda, Insecta, Diptera, Drosophilidae.
AUGAUAUCGCGCUUGGCGUUUCUCCUGUCGGUUUUCCUUAUCAACGAGCUAUCCAUUAUCGGUGCAAAUCCAGAUAACUUCGAAAUAAAAAAUGUGGUAGUUAUGAAUAUUAAUCACCAACCAACGGCGAAUCAAGAUAAUCAAAUCCGUGAUCAAAAUGAAGAACUGAAAAACCAAAUCAAAAACAUUACUCAACUACUCAAAAAUACAGAUGAGAAAGUUAGUUUUAUGAGCACAAGUAUUGGUAAUUUGCAGAGAAAUUUAGAAAUAGCUAGGAAUGAAAUACAAAACAAAGAAACCCAGAUCAAUGAUAUAACUAAAAAACUUAGUAACCAAAUAUCGGAACUCAAAGAUGAUCUUUUCAAGUGCCAACCCAGAUCCAGUUGUCCCGUCGAAGGACCAAAUGGCAUUUACAAUAUUACAGUAGGAGAUAUACAUGCAUUCGAAGCUCCGUGCAAUUCAACGGGUUGGCUAACAAUACAAAAACGUUUCGACGGCUCCGAGAAUUUCGAUCGAACCUGGAAGGAUUACAAAGACGGCUUCGGCAAUAUAGAAGGAGAAUUUUUCAUCGGACUCGAGAGAUUGCACAUUAUGACUCAGGCACAACCACACGAACUGCGCAUUGAACUUGGCAUGGUAAAUGGAUCCACUAGCUAUGCCCAUUAUGAUGACUUCAAGAUUGGAAGUGAAGAAGAAUUGUAUGAACUCGAAUCGCUGGGGAUAUAUAAUGGUACAGCCGGUGACUCUCUCAAAGAUCAUAACGAGAAAAAGUUCACCACACAUGACAGGGAUAAUGAUGAAUCUAAACGGAAUUGCGCUACCAAGGAGUGGGGUGGUUGGUGGUACACGUCCUGUGCUCGGAGGUGA